AUGCAUCGCGACGAGACCAACCAUGGCCGCCAGCUGUCCGACUAUGCGGUCGGGAUGCUCUGGUACGGUUUGAUUGAGAGUGUUAUUACGCAGACAGACGUGUGUGACUUCCGGAUGCACUUUCAGUCUAACCUGCGGUUCCGGGCCCCCCGCCAGCACCAUGGCGCCGCUUUCCUUGGUCCCGACAGCCUCGUCGUCACCAUUCGUGGCGAACCCAUGAAUGGCGGCGACGCCACCCUCGGCGUGUCUCCUCUCGGCGGCCAAGCCAUCUUGGACCACCCUGGCUACCCGCAAUGGAUCUCGUCUCUCCUUUUUCGUGGUGGUGAGCGCUAUAACAGUCUCUACCAUGCAGGUGUGAUGGCUGGAACUGUCCUUGGACCUCGCCGCCGUGCCCUUGCUUCCGCCGCCGCUCCCGCCUCGCCUGCUGCCGCCCCCGCCUCUACUGUUGCUUCCCCUGCUGCUGCUGCUUCUGCUCCCGCAGUUGCUCUUGCUCCCGCUCCCGCAGACUUCUCUGCUGCCGCAGCUGCUGCUGCUGCUGAUCUCUCCGGCUCCGCUGUUUCUUCGCCCGCCCUGCCGUUCUUCACCCCGGGCACCUCCCCUCUGGUUCCUGCCGGUCCCGCGGCCGCUCUGCUUGCUGCUCCUGCGGCAGUUCCGGUCGCUGCCGCCGCCAUUCGCUCCCGCACCCCCUCCCCCGAUCUCCCCGCUGCUGCUUCUGGCUCGCCGGCCGCUCUGCCUGCUGCUUCUGCGGCUCGCACCCGCACCCGCACCCCCUCCCCCGAGCUCCCCGCUACUGCUCCUGGCUCGCCGGCCGCCGCCCAGGUCGAGGACCCUCGCGUCGCCUCAGCUAUUGCUGUUCAUAGCGCUCGCCGCGUCUCCCGUCGCCUUGCUGCCGCUACAGCUGCAGCCGCUGAUGCCGAUGCCCCCGCCUCUCCUGCUGUCGAUUAA
Venustampulla echinocandica is the source of this 945-nucleotide messenger RNA. RefSeq lists its product as uncharacterized. Lineage: Eukaryota; Fungi; Ascomycota; Leotiomycetes; Helotiales; Pleuroascaceae. The transcript has a single exon. The record is from RefSeq and is a predicted model, not a curated record. Bases 1 to 945 code for a protein of 314 amino acids.